This is a messenger RNA of Dentiscutata erythropus, 570 nucleotides long. The record is from the annotation of a GenBank genome assembly. NCBI's taxonomy places the organism in Eukaryota, Fungi, Glomeromycota, Glomeromycetes, Diversisporales, Gigasporaceae.
CAAACUACUAAUGAUCAAAAACUUGCAAUGGUGAUGUUUAUUGAAAAUCCAGAAAAUCGAAAUAUUAUUGAUGGAAAAGCAGUGACUGGUCUUCCUAUAAGUGGUAAACCUGUAACAAAAAAUGCCAGAUAUGCACAAAUGGCUUUAUUUGUAAACAAGCGUUGCAAAGACAGUAAUUGGGAUGCUAAAAUUGCAAAUGAAAAAGAUCAUGAGAAUGGAAUAAAUACCAUAGAAGCUAAAUUAGAAGAUCUAUGUCCAUAUUAUAGUAGAAUUGAUAUAAUCUAUGAAAAUAAUGAUAAUUCCAAUGAUACUCAAGUUCAAAAAAAUAAUUUAUCCAAUUAUAAUAGUAGCGAUAAUAUAAAUAAAGAAAAAGGGUUAGAAAAUAACAAUAAUUCCAAUAAUAUUCAAGAUCAAAGAAAUAAUUUAUUUAAUUUUAAUAAUAACAAUGAUAUAGAUAAUAAGAGUGAAUUAGAGAAUGAUGAAUUGAAAAAAACAUCAUUGUCUUUUAUAUUAGAUGAAUUUACUUUGAAUGAUGAUGAUGAUGAUUUAAUCAUAUUGAAUCAUAAAUAA